Lutzomyia longipalpis is the source of this 682-nucleotide messenger RNA. RefSeq lists its product as uncharacterized. The record is from RefSeq and is a predicted model, not a curated record. Lineage: Eukaryota; Metazoa; Arthropoda; Insecta; Diptera; Psychodidae. The coding region runs from base 67 to 525 and encodes 152 amino acids. The transcript has 2 exons.
UUGGGCGAAAACAUUCAAACCAGACGGAUUUAUCAGCUAAUCAGGCUAAUCGGGCUAUAAUCUACCAUGGGGGAGUUUGUGUCCUCUGCGGAAAUGGAUGGGAUGAAUGAUAAAUUGGCUGUGGCGGCAAUCCUUGCCAAUGUAAGGCUAAAUUCAGAACAGAGGCGGAUUGUUAAGGAGUGGCUUAAGGAAUUAACUCCUAAGAAGGAUGACAGUGUAAGGAAAAUUAAGGCUAUGUACUUGAGCUACCUUAUCACCAUGCUGCUGGAGGAUGAUGAAAUUUGUGAGCCAUUUAAUCAGUUACCCGAACAUGCUAGCACCACGAAGGACUUCUUCGCAGGAAAGAAAUUGUCGAAGCAACUCAUACAGGAUGCAGAGGGGAUAAAAAAAGGAAUAUCGAGGAAGGACAUCGCAGACAUGGGCGGUGAGCUUGGCAAAUGCCACCCUUGUGAUUUUUUCAAGGAGCAACCGAGUAUUGAGGCGGGUUUUGAGGUCACUGGCUCCUUCCACACCCACCGACCGUAGCAAAUGUUUACACGGAAAAUAAAAGGACGAGAUGACGACAAAGAACGAAAAUUAAUUGCGGCACAAUGCUUAUUUGUCCCUUUUUUUUGUACUUCAUCCACCACCCCACACCCACAUUUCAACUCCUUCCCAUCCUUCUCCAUUAUUUCCUCAUGGA